Molecule: messenger RNA, 1397 nt
Organism: Trametes versicolor FP-101664 SS1
Lineage: Eukaryota; Fungi; Basidiomycota; Agaricomycetes; Polyporales; Polyporaceae
Exons: 8
Coding region: 862-1179 (105 amino acids)
Source: RefSeq, a predicted model, not a curated record
GCAAACAGUGAGUGCUCGUAGGGUCGGCAGAUUUGAGCGUGGAGGCGGUAGUCAUAUGAACACGACUAUGGUCGUGGAGCUGCGGUGCUCGUACACACAUUUGCUCAGCAGACUACAAGCGUCCCUUGGCGGCCCCAGCGGAGGAUAUCAUGUAAGAGCAGCGCCGACGGGCUCAAGCCCGCUUGAACCCGACAGGCACUGACGUCGUGGGAGGGACGGGAACUAGAGCGCAUCUGGAGUCCAUUGGUUUGUUCGAAGGACAUCAGACCAGAGUGUGGCCGAUCAUACCGCACGGUCAGGCGACAUUUCGGGUUGCCAGAUGCUGAACAAUGCGACUAAGCGGGUGAGGAACGAGACAGCGGAGUCUUGGAGGCCCGAGGUUUGAUUCUCAUAUACGUGACGCACCCCAAUAAGACGUGACCACGGCUGGGUACAGCCAUAAUCUCGUCAGAGACGUCGGGCGGUACAUGCUACAACAGUACACGGCAGGCUGUUGCGCAGGCCGCGGCCCGUCACGCGUUUCUGGUGCUUGCUUCGAGCUGCGGGCAGGACGGGGCGGUUUGCGGCAAAUGUAGUAAGAUGGCGGCCCCAAUUCCGCGUGGCAAUCGUCGUCCGGCUACACUUGCAUCCGGGCAAUACUUAUACCUACAUCUCGACUGCCGGUCGAGUCUCCUCCGACACCCUCCUCCGACUAUCCGCCUGGCCUCAUAGUACCCGCGAAGUCGCACAUCGUCCUCGCUCGGGAUGGCUGUCUUUCGCGCUCUAGGCGACACUCUAUGCACGUCCUGAGAUCGGAAUGCGGGGGGAGCUCAGGGGUGAUAUACGCUUGCAGCGGACGUAUCUGGCAUUCCACACGCGCAGAUGGUGUACAGCAUCAAGCGGUACAGCACCCGCGUCGUCUUGCAGUGUCACGCCAAACUCAUCGGCUGGCCCGACGACAUCGUCUUCGACAACUUAAGUCGCAUCACGGGCAAGGAGCGCAUCUUGCGCCUCCUCGAGCUCUGGAAGAGCGGUGCCAUGUGCUUCGUGCCGAUCACGGACCCAGCGGAGCUCGACGCGGCGAGGAAGGAUCCUCUGUCGGUCGCGCCGGCUCUCCUCCAUCGUGGCAUCCCGCCAAAGCGUCACCGCAUCGAGGCACUCCCGGGACGGACCGAAGUCGGCGGAGAGGGUGACGGAUGAGGCGGAGGCGAUGGCGGAGCUGGAGGGAGGUGUCACCGAGCUGACUGACAUGCAGCUUGUGCUGCUCAGGCUCUCUCGCCUGCCGCUGGUGUGGCCGGAGCUUGGGAUGUAGACGUCUGGGAAGCUUAGACUGUGUUGUGCACGCAUAUACGGCCCGAAACGGUUGUUUUCAUUACUCGAGGAAGCUGCCGCAGCCAGGGAAGUGGGCGGACGACGGG